AUGCCCAGGUGUCUACCUAGUACCGGGGCAGGCACUGCUCGACAUGCUUCGGAAGCCCCUAUAGCAGAUGGAGAGUACACCAAUGGUCAUGCUACAAACGGCAAUCUGAAAAAUGGCCACGACACAAAUGGUUAUAGUUCUUCUAAUGGGGCCGUUAACGGUGCCACUCACGCCGGCGCUAUACCUAUGGCAAUAUGCGGCAUGGCUUGCCGUCUCCCCGGAGGACUGUCGACACCACAGGAGUUAUGGGAAUUCCUUCUUGCUAAGGGUGAUGCUCGUGGCCCGGUCCCCAAGACCCGAUAUAACUUAGCCGGACAUCAUUCUACCACCGUCAAGCCCAGCAUGGUUACGACAGAUCACGGAUUCUUCCUCGACGAAAGCGUGGAUUUGGGAGCUUUGGACACAUCAUUCUUCACCCUGCCGCGGUCAGAAGUAGAGCGUGCAGACCCGCAACAACGCUUGUUGAUGGAAGUCACCCGGGAGUGUUUUGAGGACGCAGGAAUUACUAAUUGGCGAGGAAGGACCAUUGGCUGCUACGUUGGAAACUUCGGAGAAGAUUGGCUUGAGAUGUUUGCCAAGGAGUCUCAACAAUGGGGUAUGCAUCGAGUAGUCGGCACGGGAGACUUUGUGCUCUCGAACAGGUUAUCAUAUGAGAUGGAUCUGAAAGGACCAAGUAUGACCAUCCGCACGGGGUGUUCUGCAGCACUCGUCGGUCUAAACGAGGCUUGCAUGGCUAUCUCGAGAGGUGACUGUGAGGCCGCCGUGAUCGGUGGCGUCAAUCUCAUAUUAGGUCCAAGUAUGACUGCCGGGUUGACAGAACAAGGCAUUCUGUCAAAGGAUGGCUCUUGUAAGACAUUCUCGGCGGAUGCGAAUGGGUACGCCCGUGGUGAAGCAUGUGCUGCUAUCUACGUGAAACCAUUAAGCGAUGCUAUAAGAGAUGGUAACCCAGUACGCGCGGUGAUAAGGGCUACGUCGCAUAACUUCGACGGCAAAACCCCUGGAAUGUCACAGCCGAGUACUGAUGCACAAGAGGCACUUAUGCGAAGGGCGUACAAAGUUGCCGGCAUAAGCGACUUCUCACAGACUGCCAUGGUCGAAUGCCAUGGUACAGGCACACCAACCGGUGAUCCUAUCGAGACUAAAGCCGUUGCUCGAGUAUUCGGAGAAAAGGGCGUCUAUAUUGGAUCCGUCAAACCAAAUCUCGGCCAUUCCGAAGGCGCAUCCGGUCUAGUAUCCCUAAUCAAGAUGACAAUGGCUCUGGAGAAUCGCAUAAUCCCACCCCAAAUCCGAUUUACAUCUCCCAACCCCAAGAUUCCCUUCAAGGAGGCUAAGCUGACGGUACCAUUGGAACCAACGCCAUGGCCUGAAUCCCGACUAGAGCGUGUGAGUGUCAACUCAUUCGGCGUAGGCGGUGCCAAUGCGCACGUGGUUCUCGACUCUGCUGCCAGCUUUCUUGCAUCUACCCCUAAAAUCUGUGAUGCACCCCUUACACCACAAUUGCUCCUAUACUCCGCCAAUACCACAAAGUCACUUACCCGGAUGAUCGAGAACUACAAGCAAUGGAUUGAGAAGAACCCAGGCAAGGUUGCGGAUUUGGCGUACACCCUAGCACUCAGGAGGGAGCAUCUUACGCACCGCACUUAUGCCAUCGUUAGCAACGGUGUAGUUGAGAAUGCUGCACAACCUACCAAGGCCGGGAAGAAACCCAACGUCGUCAUGGUGUUCACUGGCCAGGGUGCUCAGUGGCCGCUCAUGGGUAAAGAGCUAUUGCAAUCUAACGAGACUUUCAAGUCCGCCAUUCGAUCGCUAGACGGACACCUAAAGACGGAAGAACUGCUCAAGCCCGCCCGGAAGAGCCGGCUGAGCUCGGCAGAGCUCUCCCAACCGCUUUGCACCGCCGUGCAAAUUGCGCUCGUCGACACUCUCAGGUCCUAUGGAAUUCACCCUACAUAUGCCGCUGGGGCACUUACUGCUGAAGAGGCCAUCACCGCCGCCCAUCACCGAGGUGCCGUGACUUCCAAGCAAAAGAAGGCUGGAUCUAUGGCAGCGAUCGGUAUGGGUUGGGGCGAGACUGAGAAGUUCUUGAUUCCCAACAGUGUCACGAUUUCGGGUGAUACGGAGGAUGUCAAGACUGUGGUUGCCACCAUCAAGAAGUCGCGCCCAGACGCAUACCAUUCCUACCACAUGGCCGAGAUUGGGCCCGAUUACCUUUCCCUAAUCGGACAGCAAGUCAAUGGAAACGAGCCCAACAUCCCCUUCUUCUCAAGCGUCACGGGUAAGCUGCUCAACGGAGAGCGUGGCCUCGGGUCGAAGUACUGGAAGUCCAACCUCGAUCUCCUGAAGCACGAAGUUGGACAGAACGCCAUUUUCACCGAAAACUGCAUCUCCUCACUCUUAUCUGCUGUUGGCAAGCUUCAUUCACUCAACGCUGCGCUCGAUCUCCCGGCAGUGUUCCCCAGUGGCACGUGCCUCCCUGAUCUACCUCGUUACCCGUGGAACCACGAAGAGAGCUUCUGGUACGAACCUCGAGUCGUCAAGGAGUGGCGUCACCGCAAAUUCCCCACCGAAUUCGAACCGACCUGGAGGAACCUGUUCCAUCUUUCCAAUGCCCCCUGGAUCCGCGACCACAAAGUCGGCGACGACGUUAUCUUCCCCUUCGCUGGCUAUAUUGCGUUGGCUGGAGAAGCCAUAAGGCAGAUCACCGAAACAAACGAGGGAUUCAGUGUUCGCAACAUUCUUGUCAACAUGGCGCUGGUCUUGGGAGAGGGAAAGCCCACGGAAAUGAUAACUACUUUCCGCCCACACCGUCUGACAACUUCCCUCAACAGUUCGUGGUGGGAAUUCACCCACUGCUCAGGAGAAAUAACAGCACUAUCUUCCGGCCUCACCGCAUCAUCUGAGCCUGACACCCUUCCCCGAAAGGUGAACGCUCGAAAAUGCUUCCAAACCCUCAACACCAUCGAGACAUCGACCAACUCGGAGGGCCUAGCCAUCGGAAAGGUGGUCAAUGGCCGACAAGGAGAUGAGGCUAAUUACCACAUCCACCCGACGGUUAUCGACGCAACCUUGCAGAUCCUGAGUGCGGCCAACUGGCUUCCGACUGGCAUUGACAAGAUCAGCAUCGCCACCAGCAAUCACUCCAUCAUUGGAAAUGGGCGAUGCAUUUCGGAAGGCCAGACCGUGCUGGAAGCUUCGGGCAUCCGCAUGUCUCUCGCGGAUGCUCGCUACGAGUGGUGCUCGGAUAUCAACUUCUUAGACGUGCAAAAAUUGGUUCGACAGCCAGCGGACCGUACUCCUUACGGCCUUCAGCUAGAGCAGCUUGGCCGGCUUUGCAUGGUGGCUGCACAGCGUGCGAUCUCUGGAAAGGAUAUUCACAUACCCCAUCUACAGAAAUAUGCUACAUGGAUUGCUUCGCGAACCAUGCCGGACAGUCUGACGAGCCUAGAUGAUGCAUCCAUACGGGCGCGGAUCGAGAAGCUUACCAGUUACCUGCUCGAAACUCCCGCAGCUUCUGCCGCAACCGCUCUCCAACAAAUCAGCAUCGGGUUCGACGGCCUUUUAUCCGCGCUUUAUGGAUUCAUCGACGAGUCUGAUACCUCUAGCUUCCUUCAAAGCCUGAGCCACUCGAAGCCCAACCUUCAGAUCCUAGAACUAGGAACUGGAAGAGGCUCAUCCGUAACUGAUAUCCUCAAGAACCUUACUCGACCCGACGGCCAAGUGCUGUGCUCCAAGUACACUUACACCACCACCGGUUUCAUUUCCGGCAAGGAUCAACAGAAGCCAUUCCCGAACAUGGAGUACGCCACCUUGGACGUCAGCAAGGACCUCAAGGAGCAGGACUUUGAAGGCGUACAAUACGAUCUCAUUAGCAUCCAAGAAAGCCUCAAAAACAUCAGGAAGCUUCUCCGCCCUGACGGCCGACUCUUGCUGCAAGAGCUAUGCCCGACAUCUAAAUGGAUCAACUACAUCUUCGGAACACAGCCCAGCUGGUGGCUCGGCGCUGCCGACGGCCGACCCAACGAGCCCUACCUCGACGUCAACGCCUGGAAAAUCGAGGCAACGGUCCUAGACUCAGACGAGCCGCACCAACUAACCGCCGUCAUCGUAGCGCGGCCCUCGCAGCCAGAGCAGGCCCAACAACCUAAGCGCGUAACGGUUCUGCACGACGGAGAAGCGACCUCGACCGUCCCGAUCAUCGCCCAGCUCGAGCAAGCCGGCUACGAGAUCACCAAGUGCACGAUCGACGGCACCCCGGCGCCCGGCCAAGACGUCAUCUCCCUCCUCGACCUGUCGGGGCCGUACUUCGAAGCGCUGGACUCGUCGCGCUUCGACGCGUUCCGCGGCUUCCUGCACAAGCUCACCGACGCGGGCCUCCUGUGGGUGACGCCGCUGUGCCAGCUGGGGUGCUCGGACCCGCGGUACGCGCAGGUGAUCGGGCUCGCGCGCACGAUCCGCUCCGAGAUGCUGCUCGACCUCGCGACGUGCGAGGUCGAGGACUUUGGCUCCGCGGCCGUGGCCGAGAAGGUCGUGCAGGUGCUCGCGAACUUCGGCAAGCGCAACGCCGGUGAUGGUGGUGAGGAGGCGCUGCUCAGGCCCGACUACGAGUACGCGGUCCGCGACGACACCGUGUACAUGGGGCGGCUGUACCCGUUCGCGCUGAAGGACGAGCUGCUGACGUCGGAGUCGAGCGAUAAGGCUGUGCUGGAUGUGGGCACACCCGGGCGACUUAACUCGCUGCAGUGGAUUAGGCAGCCCCGCGAGGAGGUGCGCAGCCAUGAGUUGGAGGUCGAGGUGCACUCGGCUGGUUUGAACUUUAGAGAUAUCUUGGUGGCACUCGGCAUUGUCGAGCUCCCCAUCCGACAGUUCGGUCUCGAAGCCGCUGGUAUCGUUACCCGCGUCGGUGCCGACGUCAAGGACAUGAAAGUCGGCGACCGGGUCUGCUGCCUCAAGAAGCACGCGUACUCGACGCAUAUCGUCACGCCCGAUAUCUUCUGCACCAAGAUCCCCGACCGUUUGAGCUUCGACGAGGCGGCUUCUAUGCUCAUGCCUUAUGUUACUGCGAUUUACUCUUUGGUCAAUGUUGGGCGUCUUGAGAAGGGACAGACUGUCCUAGUACACAGCGCAUGCGGCGGCGUCGGCAUCGCCGCGGUCCAGGUAUGUCAGAUGCUCGGCGCGGACCUUUACGUGACGGUCGGCAACGAGGAGAAGGUGCAGUUCCUGAUGGACAACUACCACAUCCCGCGGAACCGGAUCUUCCACUCGCGCAACAACUCCUUCGUCGAAGGCAUUAUGCGCGAGACGAAUGGCCAGGGCAUCGACGUCGUGCUCAACUCGCUGUCCGGCGAGCUGCUGCACGCCACCUGGACCUGUGUGGCGGAAUUCGGCACCAUGGUCGAGAUCGGCAAGCGAGAUUUGAUCGGCAAUGGCAAGCUCGACAUGAACACGUUCUUGAAGAACCGCAGCUACUGCUGCGUGGAUAUUGAUCAGCUCUGGAAGAAGCCGGUGCUGUUGAGGAAACUCAUCCUCUCCACCCUGGAGUACUACGAGAAAGGCCUCACAACCUCGAUCCAGCCCCUGAAGAUCUUCCCGGCCUCCGAAACCGCCGACGCCUUCCGCUACAUGCAGAAGGGACUGCACAUCGGCAAGAUCGGGAUCUCGCUGCGCCCCUCGCACGACGUCCACGACAUCUCCUUCAGCACGACCCCGCGCGCGCGCACCAUGGCCUUCAACAGCUCCGCCUCGUACCUGCUCGUCGGCGGGCUCGGCGGCCUGGGCCGCGCGAUCGCCACCUGGAUGGUCGACAACGGCGCGCGCUCGCUGAUCUUCCUCUCGCGGAGCGCGGGCAAGGGCGCCGCGGACGAGGGGUUCGUCGCGGAGCUGCAGAGCAUGUCGUGCGCCGCGCACCUCGUCGCCGGCGACGUCACCGACCCCGGCGACGUCGCGAGGGCCGUCGCCGCCGCGCCCGCGACGCACCCCCUGAAGGGCGUGAUACAGUUGUCCAUGGUGCUGCGCGACCAGAACUUCGACGUCAUGAGCAUCGAGGACUGGACGGCGGCGGUCGCGCCCAAGGUCCAGGGCACCUGGAACCUGCACCGCGCGACGGAGGGCAAGGGCGACGCGCUCGACUUCUUCGUGCUCUUCAGCUCGCUGUCGGGCAUGAUCGGGCAGCCGGGGCAGGCGAACUACGCGAGCGCGAACACGUUCCUCGACGCGUUUGCGCAGUACCGCAACGGGCUGGGGCUCGCGGCGUCGGUCGUCGACAUCGGUGCUGUGGAGGACGUGGGCUUUAUUUCGCAGCAGGCGGGCUUGAUGAACAAGAUGAAGGCGAGCGGGUUCAAGGGCGUCACCGAGCAGGAGCUGCUGGACGCCAUGGCGGUUGCCAUGAGCGCGCGUCCGCAGGCGGCAAAGGCGAAAGCGGCCAAUGGCGCUUCUCGGUUCGUCGACAGCAAUACUUUCGUCCUGGGUCUGGGCUCGACGAUCCCCCUGAACAGCGCGGCGAACCGCGCGGUGUGGAAGAAGGACCGACGAAUGGCGGCGUACCACAACGCGGCGACCGGCGGCGCGGACGCCGCUGCCUCCAACGAGACGCUGAAGACGUUCCUCGCGACCGUGAAAGAGGACCCCGCGGUCCUGAAGGCGCCGGAGUCCUCGAAGCUGCUGGCGCUCGAGAUCGGGCGCAAGCUGUUCGACCUGCUGCUCAAGCCGCAGGAGGACCUCAACACGUCGUGGCCAUUGGUGGACCUGGGUCUGGACUCCCUGGUAGCGCUGGAGCUGCGCUCGUGGUGGAAGCAGGUUUUCGGGUUCGACAUCAGCGUGCUGGAGAUGUUGGGCAUGGGGUCCCUGGAUGCGCUGGGUCAGCAUGCGGCGGAUGGGAUGAUGAGGGGGAUCACGGAGGAGAAUGAGCGGAAGGAAGCGGAAGGAGCUUCGUGA
Messenger RNA from Hypoxylon fragiforme, 6930 nucleotides. Its product is annotated as fatty acid synthase S-acetyltransferase. The transcript is spliced from 22 exons. Gene Ontology annotation, molecular function: phosphopantetheine binding; oxidoreductase activity; fatty acid synthase activity. Bases 1 to 6930 code for a protein of 2309 amino acids. NCBI's taxonomy places the organism in Eukaryota, Fungi, Ascomycota, Sordariomycetes, Xylariales, Hypoxylaceae. The record is from RefSeq and is a predicted model, not a curated record. Gene Ontology annotation, biological process: fatty acid biosynthetic process; secondary metabolite biosynthetic process.